Messenger RNA from Penicillium nucicola, 1893 nucleotides. Its product is annotated as putative sucrose transporter. The transcript is spliced from 4 exons. NCBI's taxonomy places the organism in Eukaryota, Fungi, Ascomycota, Eurotiomycetes, Eurotiales, Aspergillaceae. Gene Ontology annotation, cellular component: membrane. The coding region runs from base 1 to 1893 and encodes 630 amino acids. The record is from RefSeq and is a predicted model, not a curated record. Gene Ontology annotation, molecular function: sucrose:proton symporter activity.
AUGGGAGAGGUUGGUGGACGGCGUAGCCCUGCUGAAGAGGGAUCGCCCCUUAUGCCUUCUUCUCCGGUUCGAGUUGGAUCAGGAGAUAGGCAUGGUGAAGGAAAUGAAGAUGCGCGGCUCUUGAAUGGUGGUCUUGAUCAUGAGGGGACCAAGGGUGCGUUGUACAUGUUGCUUUUGACUUUGUCCAUUGGUGGGCUUCAAGUUGUAUGGUCUGUUGAACUGUCCAAUGGAUCGCCAUACCUCUUAUCUCUCGGAAUGAGCAAAGCCCUCUUGGCCUUCGUCUGGAUCGCCGGUCCUUUAACUGGUGGACUGGUGCAGCCUUAUAUCGGCAUCAGAAGCGAUAAUUGUCGUAUGCCAUGGGGCAAGAGAAAGCCGUUUAUGGUUGUUGGCUGUGCAGCUACUAUAGUUGCAUUACUAGCUCUGGCAUGGGUGAGGGAAAUUGUGGGCGGGUUCCUGUCGAUUUUCGGCGUGGAUUCUGGUUCACAUGGGACGAAGAUUGUCAUUAAUAUCGCGGCUACGAUCUUGAUGUAUUGUCUUGAUUUUGCUAUUGCUACCGUGCAAGCUGCAAUCAGGGCAUUUAUUGUCGACAAUUGCCCAGCACAUCAACAGGAAUUGGCUAAUGCCUGGGCAAGUCGACUGAUAGGCGUCGGAAAUAUCCUAGGUUACAUCUUCGGCUACCUAGAUCUCCCAAGGCUCGUCCCGUUCCUGGGAAAUACCCAGUUCAAGGCUCUUUGCGUACUAGCCUCAGUCUUCUUGAGUGUCACUAUCGCUAUCAGCUGCGCUUACAUCAAAGAGCGUGACCCGCGACUCGACCCACCUGUUGAAGACAAGCUUGGGAUCAUCUCGUUCUUCCGGCAGGUCAUUAAGUCUAUUCGCAGCCUGCCGACGCAGAUUUCUCGUGUUUGCGAGGUUCAGGUUGCUGCGUGGGUUGGCUGGUUCCCGUUCCUAUUCUACUCUACCACCUAUAUCGGACAAUUAUACGUUAACCCGAUCUUCGCUGAGAACCCCAAUCUCUCAAAAGAGAAGAUCGAUGAAGCUUGGGAAGAUGCUACACGGAUGGGCGCGUUUGCUCUUCUCAUAUAUGCUAUCAUAUCGUUCCUCGCAAAUACUCUCCUCCCCCUUUUUGUGGCGCCUACAUACAGUCCUGCCCCAAAGACAUCAUCGCAGCCAGCCUCUCUGAGCGGGCACUUCAAUGAGGACGAAGAAGAGACCAACAGGAGAGUAUCAAUCUCAGGCAUGCCAAUAGGCACUGCAUCCGAACCACUGCUCGACGCUACGCCACGCCACGAGGCAGAAGGCAAGCCGACUUGGCUUUCACGUCUACAAAUACCAGGCUUAACUCUUAAACAGGUCUGGCUUAUUUCCCACAUCAUUUUCGCCCUUUGCAUGUUCAGUACCCUUUUCAUUUCCUCCCACCAAGCCGGUUCCGCGUUCGUUGGAUUGGUCGGUAUCCCAUGGGCUGUUUCACUCUGGGCGCCUUUCGCUCUUAUCUCCGCUGAAGUUGCUCGCAAUGAUCCUUCCCGGCGUCAUCGCCAUGUCGCUAGGGCUUUUGAUGAGCCCAGUGCUUCCGGUAGUACGGAUGGCCAGUAUCAAGCCCCUGAGGCUCAUGAAUGGUCCAACGAGCAUGGUGAUCAGGAGACUGCUGCUACUGAUGAUGACAUUGAGCAUGGUCAUUCUAAAGAGCACGACGUAGCUCAGGCUGGUAUCGUCCUUGGGCUUCACAACAUGGCUGUUUCAUUCCCGCAAAUUUUCUCCAGUCUUGUCUGCAGUGCUAUCUUCAGGGCUGCUCAAAAGCCUAGAGGGGAGCCUUGGGAUGAUAGUGUCGGGUGGGUGCUACGUUUUGGAGGGUGUGCUGCUUUGGUGGCUGCUUGGUUGACGAGGAGACUCCGUUGA